GUGUGAGCGCUCGUAUGUGCAAUUACGUAAAUUAAUUAUAGAUAGAGGCAAUAACAAUCUUAACCUAGACUAGUCCUAUGCUAGGCUCAUACUCAUAGUCAUAGAAAUGUGCUUUUCUCCGCAGGAUUGGAGUGUCAAUCGACAGAUAAAGUGAAUCCAUACAAUUCGUGUGGACUUCAAGUGAACAUGUUAAUUGUUAGAGGUUCAUAACACUAACAGUCGUUUACACAGCCAUGUUUCAUAAGGAUUCGUUUCAUAACACUGAUCAAGCUCGUCGGGUCGGCCGGGCAGGGCGAGCGGUCUAUGGUGUGCGUCGCUAAUCCAUCUGCGGAGCUCGGAGCCACUAGCAGCUAUCCAGUCCCGUGACGUGUGAUCAUACAUACUUAGACCUCUUCAUGCAUUUCUACAUUAAUUGGCAUCGCAUCAUUCUUAGUGAGCUUGUUCUAGAUUUCAGUCAUCCUUAUUUUUCACUCUUGAUGAGAAUAACUUGCUCUUGAGUCUUGUUUCCACGAGUCAACUGAUCUACAGUACAACUACAACUACGGUACAGACAGUCUACCGCCACCGGUACAUUCUACAAAACAACACACGUUUGUUUCGACCAAGUCUCAAGUCAAGACCAAGAAGACGGAGUAGCCUACUCUGACGAAAUUGAUUAAUGCGAUGGGGAAUCUGUGCUGUGCAAUUGAAUUCAUUUGAAUAUGUUGUAUGGUCGCUUGUUUAAGCGAUACAAUUUUUCUACACAAUGGAACUGGAAGAUUUAGCUACAGAAGCAUUCAGGCGAUCAAAUUUUGAGCUUGCCAGUGACCUAAUUGAUCGGCUUUUGGAAAAACAGGGACAUAAUAUAGAAUUUCUUCUCAUGAAGGGCGAUUCUCUUGCCAAUAUGGGGAGGCUGAAUGAAGCGUUGAGCGUGUACUCCCAUGCGUUUCGCAUGGGAGACAUCAGCAGUGAUAAACUUCAUGGAUUUGUUAAUGCUUUGGUGAAAAAUCUUAGCCAAAAUGCCGGGCGUGACAUCUCAAAAGAUCUUGGAAAGUUUUCCUGUUCUGUGUGCCGUGGUCUUCUUUCCAAACCAACAACUCUCCUUUGCGGACACACAUUUUGUAAAACUUGUAUCGAACACCAAUCAAAACGUUCUUGUGUUAUAUGUAAGUUCCCAUACAGUUCUAAUGGCAGUAAAUGUAAAAAACUGACUCUAAAUGUUACUCUUAGUGAUCUUAUUUUGAAGUACUUUCCCCAUGAAGUAAAGUCUCAGGAAAUCAAAUCAGCUGGUAAUGAAUUAUUCAAGCUGGGCAGACAUUCAGAGGCAAUGGAGAAAUACAGCUUCGCAAUAAAAACAGCACCGGGCGAUCACCUGUGUCUCAGCAACAGGUCCCACACUUACAACGUCCAAGGUCUCUUCAGUAAAGCCUUGCAAGACGCCACUACAGUAUGUCAGAUGAGACCUGACUGGGCAAAGGGCUUCUACAGGAAAGGAACAGCAUUAGUAGGCCUAGGCCGGCAAGAAGAAGGACUAGAAGCUUUCUCCAGGUGUCUCACGUUGGAUCCAUCUUUUCAUUCUGCAAAGGUCUCCCUCACCAAGGUCCUCCACACACUACUUCAGCCUGUCGAUGCGAGCAGUGUGAAAGCCAACGAGAUGCAACGGUCCCCGUCUCUGAGUAAGCUGUACGUCAAUGAGGCAUUCGAUGACGGGUUGGAGGAGGUGAACAGAGUGGAAGAACUGAGUGGUAGAAUGGGACCAGGAGAGGAGAGAGAAGAUGGGAAGAGACAGGAGAGUCCCGUCAAGCAUAAUGUAAAUACAGGCACAACCCUCGACCGGAGGAAAUUCUCACCGGUGGAAAGAAAAUAUACCAAAAAGCGCCUACCAAGUCAAACGGAUGAGCAAAUUCACCCUUUCACAGACGGCUCGUCUCCUGAUGCCAAAAACCAGAGUAAACGGUUCAAGAAGUGUCCCUUAAGUAUGCUUGGGAACAAGGGAUGCGGGGAGAGGGAACAAGUUGUGAAACCGGGGCCAGGAUAUACUAUACCCACUGACAUGAUUGAGAAAACAGACUUUGAAUGCAGUCUGUGUCUAAGGUUGUUCUAUCAACCUACUACUACUCCAUGCGGCCAUACUUUCUGCCGAGGAUGUUUGGAUCGUUGCCUUGACUACAGCCAGUCUUGUCCUCUUUGUAAGCAGUCUUUAACUGAGUACCAAGCAAUUAAUCGAGAUAAGAAAGUAACAUACAUCUUGCAAGAGCUUAUGGAGUCCUUCCUAUCGUCAGAUUAUGCUGAGAGGCAACAGAUCCAUAGAAAAGAACUCGACCAAGUAGCCAGUCAUGCAUUCCAAGAUGGCGGCACAAUUCCUGUAUUUGUGUGCACCAUUGCCUUACCCACAAUUCCCUGUCCUCUCCAUGUAUUCGAGCCACGGUACCGUCUGAUGAUACGUCAAGCUAUGGAGUCUGGAGCAAGACAGUUUGGGAUGUGCAUCUCUGAUGAUGAAAAUGAAUUUGCGGAAUACGGCUGCAUGUUGGAGAUCAACCAGCUGGAGUACCUUCCCGAUGGCAGGUGUGUCUUGGGGACAGUCGGAGGUAGGAGGUUCAAGGUCCUGGAGCGAGGAAUGAGGGACGGCUACAACACCGCCAAGGUGGAGUUCUUGAAGGAUACCAUAGCAGAAGGUGAAGGCGGAAGCGAGUUGCGGGCUUUGAAUAAUUCGGUUUACCAACAGGCUCGUACAUGGUUUGUCAAUCUGCCCAUCUACCAUCAGACCCGCAUUGUUGAUCAUUUUGGUCCCAUGCCUCAACAAGCCAGUGAGCCUCAGGCAAGUUUCAAUGGUCCACAGUGGCACUGGUGGCUCCUCGCCAUCCUCCCGCUCCACCCGAGGGUCCAGCUCUCCAUCCUCUCCAAGACCAGCCUGAAGGAGCGGCUCCAGGUCCUCCAACGCAGUCUCACACGCAUGACCAACAUCCCCUCCUGACUACCAUUCUCCCGCUCCAUCGCCUCAGCCCUCUGGCCCUGGGGUCCAUGGGGGCGUCUCUCGCCUGUUCUCUUUUUCCUUUUCAUCGGGCUCGCGCUUGGACUCUUGGGCCAUCUCGUGGAUCUGAUCUUUUGAAACUGUAAACCCAAUGACAUCGAGGGCGCUGUUGAAUAGCUAGUUCCUCAGAGAGAGCCUCAUAGUUGUGACUCCGAGAUGGCCAUGAAAAGAAUGCUUGUGAAGAAGAGGAAAGUGGUUCAAUGUCCCAUGUGUAGUGCUACUCCCGCAUUCUUGGAACGAUCUUCAUCUUGAACUUAAGGACAAGCUGGAGAUUCCUUGAGAGAUUAAGAGACCAGUUUGUAAUACUCAUAAAUGGCUCUGAUUGAGAAAUGCCAUACAACAAUACAUUAACUGAAAGAGACUUCAGAAUAAUUCCAAACUGUGAUGAUCACACCCCUAGAUAGUGAUCUUUUGCAGUGGCCAGCUUGUUCCACAACCUUGAAUCCAACACAGCUUAUUUGAAAUGGCUAUACAGCUCUACUCUGGAGGUGCUUAUGUUACUUCUCUAAGUGUCAAAGGUCACCAGAGAUCCAUGGGAAAUUAGAUUGCCGAUGAUGUCAUUGGCAGUUUUAUGGAGAUAAGUCUGUGGAUUGCGGAAAUGAGGAGCAUUUGAGGGAGAUACGGAAGGACCAGAAGAAGAAUUGAUGGAAUGGGAGCAUUGAUGGAGGCCAGAUGGGAUGAGCUUAGCUCUGCCUUAAUCCAUCUUAACAUAGAUAGAUGUUGUAUAUAUUUUAUAAUCAGUUGUAUAUAUCCCUUCCCUCUUUGAUACUGCUAAAUGAUUUUUGUAUGUUACUUUUUACUUUGUAGUUUUACAUUUACCAGUUCACUCACUCCAUCAUAUCAGAUUAACAGGUCUAUCUCUUUGUAUGUGCUAGUUUUUGCAUUUUCUGCAAGUCUGUUUGCCCUUAUUCAUUGAUAUCUGUUGUGCUUAGUAAAGGAAGAACUCAUGACAGAAGAAAUUAAAUGCUACACAAGAAUUUGGGGUACUUUCUUUCCUUUUUUCUACAUAACACUAUUAGCAUAUUUACAUGUACAUUAACAUGAUUUAGUUUCGUAGAUAGAGCAUGCCCAAUUACAGACCUAAGGUCUGUUUCAUGAAGACUAUUGUAUGGUAAUUUUGCCAUCAUUGUAACUAACAUGGAGAAAUUGAUUGUAGAUGGCUGCUGAGCUCUGGUACCAUGGUACUUGCCAUGGCCCUUGUACUUAUAGAAGUUACAUAGUUCUGACAACUUUAUCAUGUGCAACAGAGGUUUCACACAUGCCUACAUGUUUUGGUUUUUAACUUUCUGAGAUAAGCACAUUUCUGUCAUAAGAGUCUAUUGGUAGUUCAUGCAAUUUUCAAAGAAAAACAAACAACUUAGAAGUGUAAAUUUGAUUCUGCUUUUAUUGGUUGGAAGUACAUGAAGGUGGCCCCAGUUCUAAUUUAUUGCAGUUUGCCUCAUGCAUUUAGUGCUGAGUGGUUUACCAAUUAGCCUCUCUCACCUCACACUUCAAUAAUUUGUGUGUGUGUAUGUAUGCACAUUAGUCUUAGCAUAUAACUAAUCAGUAUUCUAGGCAUUGGGCAUUGAAUUUUGUACGUUUAAUUCAGGAAUACAUGAAGAUUUAAAGAGAUCUUAGGAUUUACCUGGGGAGCGUUUCAUCAACAUUUUCAUCCGACAAGUUGUCAGAUCUGACAUCUUUCCCUGAUUUUGAUUGGCCGAGAAGCAAUGUUACCAUGGUAACUGUCAGAUAAAAUGUGACUUGUCAGUCAAAACGUCCUUUCAUGAAAAACUCCCCAGGUCCCCAUCUUAAAAAGAACUUUUACUAUGGAAAUCCAUCUACAUGCAUGUCAUAAUUCAUAAAAGGAAAUGCACAUAUAUAUACAAUGUACUGUUAUUUGGGAACAAAUGAGCACACUGUCUGGUUUAAUCAGUGAUGGAUACAUGACUACACAUGACUUCAAACAAGAGUACAGUAUAUUCAAGAGACAUAGACAUUCUACAUGUUGGCAUUCCUGGCUUUCCAUAGUUGUGACCAAUCAGUGAGAUGGGGCCCAGUGGGGUGUUUCACAAAGAUUUAAGUAUGACUUAGAGUCGCACUUAAAUACCGAGUUGCUUACGGUAUGAAAGGCUUGACCGCAUUGGUCAGAUCGCGUCAUGAGUACACGCACGAAUGCGUGCCUAUCAAUAAGAUCGCGCGUUGCAUAUCAUGUCCGCGUCGGAAUUUAAGUGCGACUUCAGUCAUACUUAAAUCUUUGUGAAACACCCCCCUGAUGUUUAUAGCAACCGUUCAGUAUUGAUAAACCUGUGUAGACCCCAGGGAAUUUGAAAGAUAAAUAUGCGAUGCGACCGAUAUCAUCGAUGAUAACAACCAACUUUUCCGUUUGUGAGGUAUUAUGCCAUGCCAUCAGUACGAAAUGGCAUGAUACAUGAAGGUGGAAUACUUUUGUUACAGUUUGCUUUACCAGUCCUAAUUUUGCAAAGAAGUGAUAUUGAUGAUAAAAAAAAUGUGAUUGGCAGAAUGAAUACUCAUGAGUUUUUGUUAGUUCUUGCAAAGUGACACUGAAAUGAUGAAUACGAUAAAAGAUAUGUUGUAGGAUUAAGUUAUGCUGUAGGAAGUAAUUGUACAUAGCUAACUUUAUGUAGCAUUUGAAAGAAGGUUGUGUGUGGUGACAGUGAUAACUAAUUGUCAAAAUGCAGAAUGGAUCAUGAACAGGAUAUAAAGAUUAUGUUGAUAUAUUCCAAUCACAUGCUUAAGUAAUAUGCAAUUUAUUGUACUAAUCUGAAUAAGACUUGUCCUUGCUUAAAAGUGGAAAGGGGGUACAAGUAAGCACAGAGUAUAGGAUUUAUAUGCAUGUGAUGUAUCUUGAAUGAUCUUUUCAAUUUUUUAAUGACUGACAUUUGUUUGGGAAUGGUCAAAAUCAACCUUCCCUGAUAAAAUAUGUCUAAGUUGUGAAUGACAUCACAAAGAAAUGAAGAAUAGUCCUAUAAUGAUAUCUGCCAAUUGUUGAACUUGAUUAUAAGGAUAUCAAAUCUGGACAAAAAAAUUGGGUAUCUUGAAUACCCAGAUAUGGAUGAGAUUUUCUUCUUGUGAUUGGUCAAUUAUGCCUACUGCUUCUGACAGUUGAGCGAUGACCGCUGGUAAAUUUUGCUGGACCCCUAGAAGUUUGAGUUAAUUUAUAUUGAAAAUAGUGGAUUCAUUAUUGUUUAUUUAAUAUUAAAAAAUUGUGGGCUCAAGGAAUUCAAGACUGACAAAAGUGUCCAUUAUUUGGAUCUUUUGUCGAUGAAUAUGCUAAAUUAGAUGUAAGUGUGGUUUCUCAGCAUUAUCCAUGGUUUAAAACCCUGCAACAGUGUCGAGUGAGUCUGGACGUUAGCCUGUAAACCUCUUCAUUAUAUGAAAGUAUUGAAAUUCAAGCCUUAUUUCAAAUAUCCAGAACUUUGUUAGUUCUUGACUAUUUUUUGUAAUUGAGGUAUCAAUUAGCAGAUAUCGAACUUUAAAAAAAUGUGGUUUUCUUUCUUAAACCCAGAUACAGCUCGCCAAGUGACUUAUUGGAAUCCCCUCUUCAAAUUAUUUUUGCUCAAUCAUGCAUGAAUGAGAAAUAAUCUAGAUAAUUUCAGAUGAGAGAGGAGAUUCUAAGCUUUAAAAUGGUAGGUAAUUUGUCUAUUGUAUUUGUGAUUAAGUUAUAAUAAAUCAUCGAUAAAUCUCGGUUUCGUUUUUUGUACAAUGAUAAGUCAUUAUCUUUUGUUAUUCCAAUACUCGGAUUGCAUCUUGGAUAUCUGCCUGAAGUAAUGGAUUCUUUAAUUCAUUUACUCAAAUAAAUAUUCUUAAUGUUUACUUUAGAUCUGAAAGAAUAAAUAUUUAGAUAGUACAGUCCAGUAUAUAUGGCUCAUACAAACAAUACCCACUGAAAAGCCUAUGUUUUUUGUUUAAGAUACUUAUGUACAUCCCAUUUGUAUUUUUUGGGGGCAGGUUUUACUACAUGUAUUUUCGAAUAUUCACUAGCAAUGUGAUUUAUGUGAUUUAUAUUUUGUUUGCCUAUUUAAAUAAUUUUCUUCCAAAAAAUGUAUAA
Molecule: messenger RNA, 7058 nt
Organism: Lytechinus pictus (painted urchin)
Lineage: Eukaryota; Metazoa; Echinodermata; Echinoidea; Temnopleuroida; Toxopneustidae
Product: LON peptidase N-terminal domain and RING finger protein 3-like
Exons: 13
Coding region: 746-2953 (735 amino acids)
Molecular function (GO): protein binding; ubiquitin protein ligase activity
Source: RefSeq, a predicted model, not a curated record